AGCUCGGCCGCCUCCUCGGCCUGAAGAUUCCCCGCCCCCUCCCGCCCCCUCCCCCUUCCCAAAGAUCAGCGUUUUCUGGGAGAAACGCUCCGGAGUGGUUGAUGAAUGAGAAGAGGACUGGAAAGAUGCGUAAGAGGAGGGGUGAGGAUGCCGGGGGUGAGCACCAGGGUCACAUCGCCAACAGAUUGUGCGGCUGUUUGAGGACCUCCACAGGCCCCACAGCCUCGUUUAUCACCCAUUCUGACUCCAGGGACCUUGCUAACAAGUUGGCGGGUUUUGCGCCUGCAGAGAGCCUCCUGCCAAGUUAGACUGUGCCGAAGUAAGGGGCUGGAUGGGGGAGCGGCUCUGGGGCAAAAGGGAGUAGAGAAAGGCCCGGGGGUGGGUGGAAGAGUCUGAAUGUGGCCCACAAAUGCAGCGCUGGAAAUGGGCAGAGCUGCUGCUGGCUCGCGAUCUCUGUCUUCACCUCUUUAUCUGUCUCCAUCUGGCUCCCUGUUUCUCCAUUUUUCUUUCUUUCUCUCUCCUUCCUUCCAUCUUCUUUCUUUCCCUUCCUUUUUUUCUUCCUUUUAUUUUCGUUUCUUUUUAAAGGGGUUUUUUUUUAAAGCCAUGAUGCAAUUUCUUUGGUAUUCACCGUUGCCCCAAAACUUUAAGCAACUCUCGUAUCCAAGGGGCCAGGCAUGUUGCUUUGGGCUUUGGGCAAACAGGUGGAACUGCCCUGUGUAAGCAGUAAGAACGGGUGCAGGAGACGCUGUCGCGUGAGGGGUGGCUUUGGGAGAACAGCGGAGCUGGCCGCGAUUCUUACUUCCCUUCACAAUUUCCUCCUCCUCCUCCUCCAAGAAGAUAAAAGAAAGCACCGCGGAUCUCCCUCUCACCCCCAGGCUCCGGACGCAGAAGACGGAGAGAAAAUUCCACUCUCCCCGGAGCAGAUAGGGACCAGCGCGACAGCCAAUCAGAGCGCGGCUCGGCGCGGGCGCUCGCGACCGCCCGGGCCGCAGCAUCCUCCAGGCCAGCGAAGUUCCCGCAACUCGCCCGCCUCUAGGGUCCGCGUCCUCCUUGUGCCCGCGGCCCAGCGGAGGCCGAGGGAGCCGUCCAAACUUUAUUAAUCUCUCCCCCUUUCUUUCUCCCUCAGCCCAGUGCAUCUCAAAGGUCAGCCCUUUUCUUUUAAAAGACUGAUAUUAUUAAUGCACUGACAAUCCCCCCCCCCACUUUCUUUUUUCUCUCUUGCAGGGGGGAAAAAGGGAAAUGGU
Molecule: messenger RNA, 1244 nt
Organism: Cebus imitator (Panamanian white-faced capuchin)
Lineage: Eukaryota; Metazoa; Chordata; Mammalia; Primates; Cebidae
Exons: 1
Coding region: 675-1100 (141 amino acids)
Source: RefSeq, a predicted model, not a curated record